UAGGUCCAUUCGAUCUCCUCCUCAACCAUAUCGACAUUUGUCUUCUUCCUCCCUCUCCCUCCACCUUUCUCUGUAGAGCUCCACUGACUUCUUUACUUUCUGCAUUUCUCUCUCUCUCUUUCUCACAUACAUCUUCGAAAACCUGCGCACCGCGUUUUCCCUUUUUCCCGGAUUCUGUACGCGUCAUCCCGCAAAUUCCACUCCAUUAAAAUUCCGCCCAUAUCUAGUCCACGAAAUAUCAAGCGCGCACAUCAUAUAUAACCACCCCACCCACCUACCGAAGCUAUAGAGAGCUUUCGCUCGCGUUCUUCCUUGGCGACCGAGAAGAGAUGAAGGGCCUCGCCAAGCACGGGCGCCGGUGGGCGUCCGACACCGUCCCCGGCAAGUCACCGGCCAGCGACAGCACUUCGCCGGCGGGUACGGAGGCCAGCUACGGCGAGGAGCUCGUGGAGGUGACCCUCGACCUGCAGGAGGACGACACGAUCGUCCUCCGCAGCGUCGAGCCCGCCACGGCAGCCUCCGCGUUGACUAUCAAGAUCGACGACGACGACGGCGGCGGCGGCGGCGGCGGCGGCGGCAGCGGGGCCGAGACGCCCCGCGCGGCUUCCUCCUCGGCCCCGUCCCGGUCGCCGGCGAUGCGCCGCAGCUCGUCGAGCCGGCUCCGGCAGUUCUCGCAGGAGCUGAAGGCGGAGGCGGUGGCCAAGGCGCGGCAGUUCUCGCAGGAGCUCAAGGCGGAGCUGCGGCGGUUCUCGUGGAGCCACGGCCACGCGUCCCGCGUGCUCUCAGCGUCCACGUCGUCCGCCGGCCAGAAUGCCGGCGGCUUCGACGUGGCCCUGGCGGCCCGGGCCCUGCGGAAGCAGCGCGCGCAGCUCGACCGGAACCGCUCGGGCGCCCAAAAGGCCUUGCGCGGGCUGCGGUUCAUCAGCAACAGCAAGACCAACUGCAGCAUCGAUGCAUGGAACGAAAUUCAGGCUAGCUUCGAUAAGCUUGCCAAAGAUGGUUGUCUCUAUCGUCAAGAUUUCGCACAAUGCAUAGGAAUGAAAGAUUCGAAGGAGUUUGCUUUGGAACUGUUCGAUGCAUUGGGGAGGAGGAGGAGAAUGAAGGUCGACAGGAUCAGCAAAGACGAGCUCCACGAGUUCUGGUGUCAGAUCACUGAUCAGAGCUUCGAUUCACGUCUCCAGAUCUUCUUCGACAUGGUAGACAAGAACGAGGACGGAAGAAUCACCGGAGAAGAAGUAAAAGAGAUCAUAAUGCUGAGCGCCUCGGCGAAUCGAUUAUCGAGGUUGAAGGAGCAGGCGGAGGAGUACGCAGCUCUGAUCAUGGAAGAACUGGAUCCGGAGCAGCUCGGCUACAUCGAGCUAUGGCAACUGGAGACGCUGCUGCUACAGAAGGAUACGUACCUAAACUACAGCCAGGCGCUGAGCUACACGAGCCAAGCGCUGAGCCAAAACCUGCAGGGCCUGAGGAGGAGGAGCCGCAUCAGGAGACUGAGCACCAAGUGCCUGUACUAUCUGGAAGAGAACUGGAGGAGGAUUUGGGUGGUGACCUUGUGGGUCAUGAUCAUGAUCGGCCUCUUCACCUGGAAGUUCGUGCAGUACAAGCAGAAGGCCGCCUUCCAGGUCAUGGGCUAUUGCCUCCUCACGGCGAAGGGGGCCGCCGAGACGCUCAAGUUCAACAUGGCCCUCAUCCUGCUGCCGGUGUGCCGGAACACCAUCACUUGGCUCCGCAACACGAGGGUCGGCCUCUUCAUACCCUUCGACGACAACAUCAACUUUCACAAGACGAUUGCUGCUGCUAUUGUAGUUGGUGUCAUCCUCCAUGUGGGUGACCAUCUUGCGUGCGAUUUUGUGAGGCUUGAACAUGCGUCUAAAGACGUCUAUCAUAGAUACUUGGAGGAUGAUUUUGGUAAUCCGAAGCCGACGUACUUUGAUCUUGUCAAGGGGAUUGAAGGUGUGACUGGGAUCCUCAUGGUGAUCUUGAUGUUAAUAGCCUUCACAUUGGCUACCCGAUGGUUCCGCCGAAGCCUCGUCAAGUUACCGAAACCAUUCGACCGGCUCACUGGUUUCAAUGCAUUUUGGUACUCACACCACCUGUUCGUGCUCGUCUAUAUCCUGCUCAUCAUUCACGGAGUCUUCCUUUACCUCGUUCACCACUGGUACCGCAAGACGACGUGGAUGUAUCUUGCUGUUCCUGUAUUGCUCUAUGCCGGAGAAAGGACCCUGAGAUUCUUCAGGUCUGGAAUGUACACGGUCCGACUGCUGAAGGUUGCGAUCUACCCAGGAAAUGUCUUGACGUUAAAGAUGUCGAAGCCUCCCCAAUUUAAGUACAAAAGCGGGCAGUACAUGUUUGUUCAGUGUCCUGCGGUUUCUCCAUUCGAGUGGCACCCAUUUUCGAUAACCUCAGCUCCCGGUGACGACUUCCUCAGUGUUCACAUCCGGCAACUUGGCGACUGGACGCAAGAGCUCAAAAGGGUGUUCGCCGAGGCUUGUGAGCCUCCUGUUGCAGGAAAGAGUGGCCUCCUCAGGGCUGAUGAAACAACCAAGAAAAGUUUGCCGAAGCUCUGCAUAGACGGCCCAUAUGGCGCUCCAGCACAAGACUACAAAAAAUACGAUGUGUUGCUGCUGGUUGGUCUCGGAAUUGGGGCAACGCCUUUCAUUAGUAUCCUCAAAGAUUUAAUCAACACCAUUGUCAAAAGCGAGGAGCAAGCAGACUCAGUCACAGAUGUCAGUAGGAACUCGGAUUUAAGCAUCGGGAGCGUUGAGUCACCUGGCCCGAACCGGGUCUCCCCAAGGCGCAGGAAGACUCUGAAAACCACCAAUGCGUACUUCUACUGGGUGACGAGAGAACAAGGGUCAUUCGAUUGGUUCAAGGGGGUCAUGAAUGAGGUCGCGGAGAUUGACCAAAGGGGGGUGAUUGAGAUGCACAAUUAUUUGACCAGUGUGUACGAGGAAGGUGAUGCAAGAUCAGCUCUCAUUACUAUGGUCCAAGCUCUUAAUCAUGCCAAGAAUGGGAUAGACAUUGUGUCUGGGACAACGGUAAGGACUCAUUUUGCAAGACCCAACUGGAAAAAGGCUUUCAAUAAACUAUGCUCCAAGCACAGCGGUGCAAGAAUAGGUGUUUUCUACUGUGGAGCGCCUGUUCUGGCCAAGGAGCUGAGCAAGCUCUGCUACGAAUUCAACCAGAAAGGCCCCACCAAAUUCGACUUCCACAAGGAGCAUUUCUAAGGACACACACGUGGCUCUCAAGAUCCCAUUAGCCUUCCUCCACCCAAAGAGAGUGAAGAAACUCUCCUUCUUUUUCUGUCUUAGAUAAUAUUUCAACAGUUGAAAGAUUUUUGUACAGAAUUUGGGUAGAAGAGUAGAGAACCAAUAAGGUUUAGUGUCGGUACAGUUGCUGUAAUUACUGACAAUAUAGCUAUAGCUAUAGCACACCAGAGAAGAAAAAGAAAACCAGAAAAAAACAAGAGAAAGAAUAGAGAGAGAAAAGGGAAAGCUUGUCACUCCACCUCGUGCACGCACGUGGCUACGGUGCGGGCUGGCGAGAAGUGGAUGGCGGUCCAGGACGGACGACAAGUGCGGAACAGCUGCCAAAGGAACAGGUUUAACCUCAGCGCGCUCCAGCGCAGGCCUUCUGACAGCGAAACGACAGUGCGUUUCAUGAUUGGGCUGCACAUUCAUUCAUGGGUGGGGGUGGUGGAGGGGUUUAGACGGUGACGUUUUCUUUUUGUCUAUCUAACUGGGAUGGGCCUAAAAAUAUAUAUUAUUAUUAUUAUUAUUUUUUUUUUUAUUGCGGGUGGGGGGCUCCAAAAACCCUUCGAGAAUCAAGGGAAAAGGUCAAGACACGUGUUAUGCGAGUUCCUCUCUCUUUUCUUUUAGAUAUUAUUUUUUGAAUUUUAUCCAUAGAAUAAGGGAGCUUAUUAUAGUGUGUAGAGAGUGAUAAUCACACUAUUGAUUUUUAUUUUUUGUGUUGCAUUAAUGUCCUAAUGCUUGGCAAAUGAGGGGGGUUUGCCAAUUAUACGCUCCAGUCAUUUGAGUAAAAUGGGUAUUGGUUUAUUUAAUCGACCUUUUUAGUGCU
Eucalyptus grandis is the source of this 4074-nucleotide messenger RNA. RefSeq names its product respiratory burst oxidase homolog protein A. Gene Ontology annotation, molecular function: calcium ion binding; peroxidase activity; NAD(P)H oxidase H2O2-forming activity. The transcript has 14 exons. The record is from RefSeq and is a predicted model, not a curated record. Gene Ontology annotation, cellular component: plasma membrane. Lineage: Eukaryota; Viridiplantae; Streptophyta; Magnoliopsida; Myrtales; Myrtaceae. The coding region runs from base 330 to 3224 and encodes 964 amino acids.